This is a messenger RNA of Verticillium dahliae VdLs.17, 1266 nucleotides long. Its product is annotated as ATP-dependent rRNA helicase SPB4. Bases 1 to 1266 code for a protein of 421 amino acids. The record is from RefSeq and is a predicted model, not a curated record. Gene Ontology annotation, molecular function: ATP binding; nucleic acid binding. The transcript has 3 exons. Lineage: Eukaryota; Fungi; Ascomycota; Sordariomycetes; Glomerellales; Plectosphaerellaceae. Gene Ontology annotation, cellular component: nucleolus.
AUGGCACUCUCAGCGACGGUCACAGAGAAGAAGAAGGACCCCAGAGACUGGCGCGGUCUUACCCCUCCCCUGGCAGAAUGGAUCCUUGAUUUCGUCGCAAGUCAGGGCUAUCAGCGCAUGACGCCUGUUCAGGCCGCCACCAUUCCCCAGUUUCUCGGCAACAAGGACGUCGUCGUCGAAGCUGUCACCGGCAGCGGCAAGACCCUGGCGUUUCUGCUCCCCAUCGUGCAGAAGCUGCUUCGCCUCUCCGAACCCACUAAGCGCGGCCAUGUCUUCGCCAUUAUCGUCUCACCAACUCGCGAGCUUGCUCAGCAGAUUUACAACGUUCUCAUGGGCCUCAUCGCCUUCCACACUGCCUCCUCGGAGAUGCUUCCCUUCCUGAAGGAGGAUGACAAGCGCCCCGACUCAGCCGUGCCCAUCGUCGUGCCCCAGCUGCUCGUCGGAGGCACGACCACGACGCAGCAAGAUCUCAGCUUCUUCGUGCGCCACUCUCCCAACAUUCUCGUCUCCACGCCCGGCCGCCUCGUCGAGCUUCUCGCUUCGCCCCACGUCCACUGCAGCCAGUCCACCUUUGACAUGCUCGUCCUCGACGAAGCCGAUCGCAUCCUCGACAUGGGCUUCCGCCAGGACCUCCAGCGCAUCCUCUCCCACCUGCCCAAGCAGCGCCGAACCGGUCUCUUCAGCGCCUCCGUCUCCGAGGCCGUCUCCCAGAUCAUCACCGUCGGCCUGCGCAACCCCGUCAAGAUCGCUGUGCGCGUCAAGUCCCUGCGCGACGGCAACAUCAUCGAGGACCGCAAGAUUCCCGCGUCUCUGCAAAUGGCAUACCUCCUCACGCCGGCCUCCCAGAAGAUGCCGGCCCUCGCCCAGAUCCUCGACAAGCUCAACCCGCGCCCCCAGCGCAGCAUCAUCUUCCUCUCCACCUGCGCCGCCGUCGACUACUUCCAGCACAUCCUCCCCGACAUGCUCCCCGCCGGCUUCUCCCUCGUGCCCCUGCACGGCAAGCUGCCGCCCAAGGCCGGCGACGUCGACAGGAACAAGCGCAAGAGGCGGACCAACGAGGCCUGGAGCGACAAGCACGAAAAGGCCGAGGUGCGCGUCGAGAGGCGGGAGAAGCGGCAGAAGAAGAGGGACAAGGAGCGCGAGAGCAAGAUGACCGAGGACGAGAAGAUCGAGGCCAGGGAGCUGCAGGACCUCAUCAAGGAGGUAAGGAGGAAGAAUGGCGCCAAAGAGGCUAAGGAGGAGGAGUUUGGGGGCUUUGACGAUUAG